CAAGCGCUCAAAGUACGCCGCGUCCGUCACGUUAACUUCUACUCCACGCCCGGCAAAUCCCGGCCAAAUUCCUCAAGCUCACUACUUGGCAACGAUACAUCAAGGCGCUGACGUCCAUCUGGCUAGCUCCCCAUGGCAGACGAGUGGUGGAGCUCCGCACGAACCGACGGCGCGUCGGCCUGCUCGUCGGCUCCGGCCGCGGAGUCGGACCUGGCCGCCGCCGAGUCGGCGACUAGUACUACUCCGACAGAUUUCGAGACAAGCUUGCACGACGCUGCCACGGCCGCCUCGUCCUCCUCCGUCCUUGCUGACCCCCACAUGGAUUGGACGCAAGGCUUCGUCGGCGGCAGAGCGGCUGCCGAGGCCAGCAGCAGCUUCAACGCUCUGCUCCAACUCCCAGGCGACGCGGGCCGCCACUUAUUCCUGCUCGACCAGCCACCACCACCUCCGGUGCCGGCCCAGUACGACGCCGACGGCACGGCGCCCGUGGCAGCAGCAUCGCAGAGCGCGCCCCGGUACUACUCCAGCUCGGCCAGGAGCUACGGCGCCAUGCCGGCAGCGCCGAUGACGAAGCCGUUCUCGCAGCAGCAGUUCCCCGGCUUCCUCGUCACGUCGACGGGGAAUUUCGAACUGGCUGAGGAGCCGUCGCGGCUUCUCUUGCAGACGCUGCAGCCCGAACCUUUCAAGUCCAAUAAGGAAUCUGUUCAGGAAGCUUGCUCUUCAGUGACGAGAAGAAGUGUUCCUGACUCGCCUGCGGCACCCAAGAAACCCCGGAUCGAGAUGCCUUCUCCAUUGCCGACCUUCAAGGCUAGGAAAGAGAAGCUCGGGGACAGAAUCACUGCUCUCCAGCAACUGGUCUCGCCUUUCGGAAAGACGGAUACCGCAUCGGUUCUUCACGAGGCCAUCGAAUACAUCAAGUUGCUGCACGAUCAAGUAGAUUCUCUCAGCUCUCCGUACCUGAGGUAUGGGCGCCCUGUGCAGCUACAGCAACAACAGGGUUCUGGAAAGGCGAAGGACGGUGGCGAGGUAAAGGAGGACCUGCGAAGCCGAGGGCUGUGCCUCGUCCCGGUCGCCGCCACUUACACGGUGGCGAGCGAGACGGCGCCGGAGUUCUGGCACCCUACCUUUGGGGGCACAUUUCGGUAGAGACAAGAGACAUGCACGUGGUAUGCUAGGUAGGCAUUCGCAAAAAAAAAAAGGUAGGCAUUUGAACCAAAAGCAAAAGCGAGCUAGCAAUCAGCAAUAAUGUGUUUUUGAGGCGAUAAAAAACAAAACUCGAGGCGAGCAAUAAGCAAUAUAAUGUAUUGUCAAAGUGAAAUCUGCGUUUUGAUUCCUCCUAAGAAAAGCAAGAGCAUUCAAAAGAGGGGGAGCUAAGAUUAACAAAACUGCAAUGGGAUACGAGCUUUGAGCUUUCAAAGACACAGCUGGUUAAUAUGAAUAUAUUUGUUAUUUUGUUGGGUGUUCAGACAGGUACAGAAGAGAAUGAUAUGCUAGAUAUAGAGAAAGCAGCUUUCCAAACGAAUAAUGCAGUGUUGGUAUUGUAUUGACCUGACCAAUUGGCAGGGGCUAGACCUUCAAAAACCCAAGUGCACAGUUCAACAUAUCUAAUCCUAGAUAGUGCACAUGUUUGAGAUUAGGAUGCACAAAAAGUGAAAUUAAAUUGCUAAUAACUAAGAUUUUUUCAGAUGCCAGUAUACUCAGAUGGGCAAUUGUAGCUUCACCCCUGCCAGUUGGGGUGGGAGGGGAAUGUUGGAACAGGUGCUUAUUUUUGGAAGCAAAAUGAGAUAUCAGUUUUACUUUCAUAAGCAUGGUGAGCAGUUGGGCUUUUUUUG
Molecule: messenger RNA, 1832 nt
Organism: Phragmites australis (common reed)
Lineage: Eukaryota; Viridiplantae; Streptophyta; Magnoliopsida; Poales; Poaceae
Product: transcription factor bHLH123-like
Exons: 7
Coding region: 133-1146 (337 amino acids)
Biological process (GO): regulation of transcription by RNA polymerase II
Cellular component (GO): nucleus
Molecular function (GO): DNA-binding transcription factor activity, RNA polymerase II-specific; protein dimerization activity; RNA polymerase II cis-regulatory region sequence-specific DNA binding
Source: RefSeq, a predicted model, not a curated record